GCCUUCCAUGACCACUUCAUCUGCAUCUAUGAACUCUAGUCAUUAUUACCUUGUCAUGAUAUAGACCGUAACUGCAUCUUUCUUCGUCCUCUAGAUCAUUCCUCGUCAUCAAUACACCUGGGCAAUUUCCCUUAUCAUUCAACUUCAAACAUCUGAAGACAGCAGCGAUCUUUUGUCAAGCUAGGAAUUUAAAUCAUCUCCAUCCAACUUCAUCCUUAACUAUGGCGUCUCUCUUUAAAAGCGCCCAUGUCUGUGCGCCUGUGAUAGUACGCGUGACAUCAGCUUCCAUCGCUCAUCGCGCUUUCAGCACAACAUUCACGAUGUCCUAUAUCAUCGACUCACAACUCCUCUCACAAGUCACCGACGCAGAGAAGAGAAUCACCAAGAAAGACGGCCCAGUAUCGCAAGGCCCGACAGCUCGUGUCCAGUCGCACGUACACAAAGAGCUCACCGCUGAAAUCAUUCGUGAGGUGACAGAGGCCGAAAAAGCACUUACCGGAUCCGUUGGUCCAAACCAGGGAGGCCCGACGUCCGUCCUGCAGCGCGUUCUCACCACUGGUAGCUUAGGUACGAAGCCCAACAGUAAUGGCAAUGCAACAGCCAACUCCUCCAAUCCCUCCGAGGACCAUUCUGGCACUCUCGACUCAGCCACGUUGUCCAAGAUCACUGCUGCCGAGAAGAAGAUCACUGGCGAGGAUCACGCCGUGAAGGAUGGCCCUACUGCGAAGGCACAAUCGCAUGCCAAGGAGCCAAUCACGAGCCAGGUCCUCCACGAUAUCACUGAGGGCGAGAAGAAUAUCACUGGAGGUGAACGAGUCAAGGGAGGGCCAACGUCCACUGCUCAAAGCGAGUUGGGCAAGAGCAGAAGUUGAGUUUGAAAGCGCGCCACGAACCGAAAGUCGCCGAUAACAUGUUCGGAAUCCAUCUUGUAAAAAUACGAAUGAACGAACGCAUUAUGCAAGGUUGCCGGGAGCAGGGAGUCGAUUGGUUCUGCGAGAAUUAUCAGCAAUUUUUAUUAGAGAGUAAAUUUGUAAAUUAAGAGUAUUGCCAAUUCAUAAAAGAACAAAGCGGCUUUCCGGUGCGGCAUGUGUACGUGUGCCAAUCAAGGAGCCUACAUCAAAUAGCUCACGCAUCGUUCGAUGGCAAAUCCCAAUCAAGAUCCAUCGCUCGGUCCUACAGAACGAAAUGCUUUGAAAGUGUAGUAUACACGAGAUAGCAACUGGCUGAGUCAUCUGUAGCCUUUUCAAGGUUCUUUCGGACGAGCGAUCGCGUCUACAUCGGCGCGUUUCAAGGUCGUGAUCUUCUUGACCGGAUGCUGAGUCUUAUCACUUGCGACAUUGUUGAUUGGCA
Molecule: messenger RNA, 1350 nt
Organism: Dissoconium aciculare CBS 342.82
Lineage: Eukaryota; Fungi; Ascomycota; Dothideomycetes; Mycosphaerellales; Dissoconiaceae
Exons: 1
Coding region: 321-872 (183 amino acids)
Source: RefSeq, a predicted model, not a curated record